This is a messenger RNA of Platichthys flesus (European flounder), 2846 nucleotides long. RefSeq names its product NLR family, CARD domain containing 3-like 1 (gene nlrc3l1). The record is from RefSeq and is a predicted model, not a curated record. The transcript is spliced from 7 exons. Lineage: Eukaryota; Metazoa; Chordata; Actinopteri; Pleuronectiformes; Pleuronectidae. Bases 176 to 2464 code for a protein of 762 amino acids.
AGCAGAAGAAGAAGUAGAGGAGGAAGAAGAAGUAGAAGAAAUAGCAGAAGAACAACAACCAGAAACAUUCAAUUUAAGACAGGUUACAGUCCAGAGACUGUCCCACGGAAACCAAAAGUGAUCACCGCUCACAUGCUUGUCAUGUUAGCCUUUGGCUGACCUCCUCAGUGACACAAUGGAGGACGCUGAACCGGUUGCGAUGGCCAUGGGGUCAGAUAGCUCUUCCGUCGGAGAUGCUGUGUCUGGUAGAGGACAGCAGAUUGUGUCAAAUGAAGACGACGAUCUCUAUUACAUCCCUGAGAGAAGACCGUCUCUGGAUCUGGGACAAUGGACAACAAGUCCAAUGGAUACCAGCCACAGGCAUCAUGUGGCCCGGGCCCCAUCUCCAGUUCUGAGCUACACAUCACUGGCAUCUGAGGAGAGCUCAAUAGAAAUGGGUGAUGGAGAUGAAUCUUCCACAAGGAUCCAGCUGGAAAGAUCAGAUUCGUUCUCCAGCUCCUACUCCUUCGACAGUGACGGUUGUGAAAAGAUAAACCUCAAAUCCAAAAGCAAUGAUGAUAUGAUCUCGGGACCUUUUGUCACACCUGAGUUCAUCCAAUCUCAGAGUGAGAGCAACCACCCUUCUCUGACAGUGGCAUUCACCUUUAAGGCAAUCUUUGAUACCCUAGGGAAGUUGUCAACGGGAGCUUUCAAGACUUUCAAGAUGAUGAUGUGGAAGCAUUACCCGCAGACAUUCAACACUCCUCCCCAGGAAAUGGACAUACUGAACCUUGUGGACCGGCUGGUCGAGUGUUACAGCCUGGACGCGUCUUUGCAGAUCACCAAAAUUGUUCUCGGGGAGAUGGGGGAAAAAAAGAUGGUUGAUUGUCUCCAGACUUUAUGUCUCAGACAUGAAGUACGUCAUGACUUAUGUGAGACUCUGAGGAGGAUGUAUGGUGAAGUAUGUGAAGAUAUGGCCAUGCAGGAAGAGAAGAGGCCAUUCGACGACAUCUUCACUGACCUGUACAUAACCUCAACAUGCGAUAACGGCCCAAAUAUUGAACAUGAGGUUAUGAACAUAGAAAAACUGGACAGCAACCGGAAUGAAAAGCAGCGUCUUUCCACGAAGGAUAUUUUUAACUCUGAAAGGCCGGAGUACUCCAACACAAAGCUACUGUUGAUGACUGGUGUGGCAGGGUCGGGGAAGUCAAUGGCGGUCAGAAGGUUAGUCCUGGAUUGGAUUGAAGGGCGCUCCCACCAACACGUGUCUUUUUUGUUUCCUAUGCCGUUCAGGGAACUCAAACAGUUUGAGGAUUCCACGGCCUCCUUUUUGGAAAUAAUACAAAAACUCUACCCAGAAUCUAAAAAACUGAGAGAUGAGGACUACAGAUGCGAGGACUGCAAAAUAAUGUUUGUCUUUGACGGGCUGGACGAGUACAGUGGGAAGCUUGACUUUGAAAACACUAUGCUUCUCAGCGACCACACAGAGCCCACCACCCUGAACGUCAUCGUGGUCAACCUCCUCAGAGGGAGGCUGCUCUACCGCGGCCUCUUCCUGGUCACUUCUCGGCCGCAGGUAAAGCCCUGCAUCCCCUGGGACACGCACUAUGAUGAGAUCGAAGUGCGUGGAUUCUGUGACCCCGAAAGGGAGGAUUACUUUAGGAGGCGAUUUAAGGACCCAGAUCAAUCAGCCAGAGUUAUUGCAUAUAUCAAGUCUCUCAGAACCCUCCGCAUCAUGUGCCACCUGCCCUUGUUCUGCUCACUGGUUGCUGAUGAGGGCUAUCGCAUUUUUAGAGAACAGGGGACAGGGGCAGAGCUCCCCAGGGGCAUCACGUACCUGUACACAAAGCUAGUGCUAGUGCUCACACGCCAGCAUCGCAUAUUGAGAGCACCAGAUUUGAGCCCGGAGGAAGAGAGAGACUUCCUUAUGAAACUUGGAGAGUUGGCCUUCAACAUGUUAGAAGGAGGCCAGUUCAAAAUCACCAGGCCCAACUGGAAACACACUGGAAUCAACGACAAGGAGGCGGUGAUUAACAGUGGCCUGUGCACACAAUAUAUCACAAAGCCACACGUCUUGUUUCAGGAGAAUGUCCUGAGCUUUAUCCAUCCCACCUUGCAGGAGUACCUGGCCGCCCUGUAUGUGUUUCUCUCCUUUAGAAACCAGGGGAAGAACGUUUUGGAGCAGCAACCUAGAGUCAAGCUCAAGAUGUUCAAGGGCCAUAAAGUCAUGGAGCUGUACAAGAGCGCUGUGGACAGAAGCAUGCUCAGUGAGGACGGCAAACUGGACAUUUUCCUACGUUUCCUGUUAGGGAUGGAGCGCAAGCAGAACCUGGAGCUCCUCCAGCCACUCUGCACGUCCUCUGUAAAGUGGCCAACAGUGAUUGAAGAGGCUGCCACCCUCAUCAGGAAGAGGAUCAGAGAAAAUAAGUAUCCUGGCAGAAAUGACAAUUUGCAGCACUGCUUGGAGGAGCUGGGUGUAUGUUAGCAUCAGAGGAAGUAUCAAAAUACUAACUGCACCAAAUCGUCACAGGAGAAAAGAUUUCCCACAUUGUUCUCCCUCCUGAUAAAGAAAAAUGUUUCUCUUCAACCAACAUUUGCACUAAGUUAGUUUGGAAACAUUAAAGAGUCUAAAAGCAACCACAUUGUUAUAAUCAGGUUGACUCAGGACGGAGGCGUAAUUCACGUUUUUAUCAGUGUCGUAUAUACAAGUAGUCGUUCGAGCCUUUGCAUGGACACACAUGCAUUUGUUUACAAGCUGAUGGAAAAGGAACCAGCAACUUUAGAACCAUGUUGACUGACAGAGUAGAGUAAUGAUACAGGAUUGAAAACAAGUGCAUAGUUUUAUUUGUUGGGACAUCUGAGAUGAC